AUGGCUAGUAAUCGGCCAGUUACUUCUGCUCCAAGUACCACUGUUCCAAGACGUAGUGCUGGAACAGCUAAUGCUGCUUAUGUUCAAAGAGGCCCCGAGAAGAAGAAUUUGGGCAACCUAAAUCACCUUAAACAAGCGGAUGUGGAUAACAACCAGGGUAAUGCAAUGACUGGUACUUUCUCUAUCCAUUCUAUACCUGCUUACGUGCUAUUUGAUUCAGGUGCAUCACAUUCAUUUAUAUCAGAAACUUUUAUAGAAAGGUUAAACUUGAAGAAUGUCACACCUUGUGAGGCUGAUAUCUCUAUUCCUUCUGGUCUAAGUGUAACGUAUUUUGAUGUAAUAUUAGGGAUGGAUUGGUUAGAAAAGUACAAAGCCAAGAUUGAUUGUCCGAAACAGGAAGUCACAAUAGAGAGUCAUAAGGGCGUCCAUGUGCUUUAUAGUCGUCGUCCUGUGAAGAUCAUUUCUGCCCUUACUCUAAAGUCUUAUUUGAGAAAGGGAUGCCCUAUGUACCUUUGUCAUAUUCAUGAUACGAGCAAGGAAAGACCAGAGCUCAUAGAUGUUCCAAUUGUGAAUGAGUAUCAAGAUGUGUUUCCGAAUGAUAUUGAUCUUAACAUGCCUCCGAAGCAUGAUGUUGAGUUCAACAUUGAUUUGGUACCUGGAACGGGACCUAUAUCUAAGCCACCUUAUCGGAUGGCGCCUGCUGAAGUGAAAGAGUUGAAAACUCAGUUAGAAGAAUUAUGGAUAAAGGCUAUAUACGGCCUAGUGUGUCCCCUUGGGGUGCACCAGUUCUGUUCGUGA
This is a messenger RNA of Beta vulgaris subsp. vulgaris (sugar beet), 798 nucleotides long. RefSeq lists its product as uncharacterized. The record is from RefSeq and is a predicted model, not a curated record. Lineage: Eukaryota; Viridiplantae; Streptophyta; Magnoliopsida; Caryophyllales; Amaranthaceae. The transcript has 2 exons. The coding region runs from base 1 to 798 and encodes 265 amino acids.